AUUUAUCCUACAUGCAAUGAGCAGCCUCUAGCUUCCGUUUCAAUCCGACCUCGCCAUCCAGACUGUGGUCUGUAUGAAAAAGCUCAUGUCUAAGACCAAUCAACCAUGGCAUGGGCCAAUCAGACGCGCCAGAUGGUUUGCGACGGACGACGACGACAAUGACGACCUGCAGCUGGUGGUUUUGUCCGCAUUUUCCCAUCCUUGGCCUGACAUGACGCCCUCUCCCCCAUUUGUGCCUCAUGUUAGCUCACCAGGGUUUCGGGCAUCGGACUGGGAUUGUGGCUCUGGAAUGCUCACGCGUGGUCACUCUCCCAAAGCUGUGCUUAUUCGAGGCGAGAAACUGAUCUACCCACAGUACUUCGUACGGUCCACGAGGUCCCUUUCGACGACCAGAUCAUUAUGCAUAACGAGUGGAGUCUGUCUCAAAGUUAUCAGUGGACUUUAUGCUUGCGUGUGUGAUAUUUGAGCGAGUGCUCUCUUUCCUUGUCCGCUCAUCCAAGAUCAAAGUGGUCUUGUCUUGUCAUGUCUUUCGAGGCCACAAGUGUGCUUGCUGGUUUGCAGCCCGAGCACAAGGAUACUGACUGGUGUCUCAUCCAUGCUCUCUGUUUGCCCAUCAUUUGAUCGUCAAGACUGCAUUGUGAGCCUUGCAGCUGGCUGCCCUGACAGCCUGGAGCCUGCAUUCUGGGUUCUAGAUAUGGCUGCCCUCCUUUCCGGGCCACCUUAUUUCUCUGCCUGUGUGGGAUGCCUCAGAUGCUGGCUGCAGGUGGGAGCUCUUGAUAUCGAUGCCUUCCUACAGCAGCCAGGACAACGUCAACUUCCUAUAUGUCACACAGGUCCACAGCCGCAAGAAAAGGCGCCGCCCAUCAUUCUGGGGCUGCAGACCUCGCAAAUCAAGCUCGUCAGCCAGAGACCGCCGUCCCAGAGACAACAAGCCUGAGGAGCCCAUCGAACCGUCUUCGAGAUCCGAGGCAUCACAAGCACCAGCACCAGCACCGAGCCCUCGCCCACCAGCCAGACAGGCCCGCCACAGCCCAGCUCCGCCCAGCCCACGCAGUCUCGCUGUGGAAUUCCACAAAAUGGACGGCCGUUCUCCCAUCAUCCAAGACGACUUCUACUCGCCAGAGGCCCCAUCCUCGGCGCGAGCCCGGUCUCCGCCACCCGUCACACAGCCCUUCCGCACCCUCGUUGCUUCCGUCAAGCGCUGCCCCUGGGCUCCAGCUUCGGGCCUUGGUCGGCGCGGCCAGUAUGCCUCGGACGAUUUCUACUACCCGCCCGUGCCGCGCAGCCUGCUCCACGAUACGGCCGUCUCCUUCGUGGUCAAGGACCACACCCGACCGGACCUUCCCGAGUUCGUCAUCUCGUGCCCCUUCGAGAACGUCGAUCUUGUCCACCAGCUGCUCGCACCGGAUGGCUCGGGUCGCCAGCUCACCGCCAGGGGGACGAGCGGCCAGCCGCGCAGCGGUGACCAGCUGAGGAGCAUGUUGCUCGACGGCACGCCGAGCAUCGAGUUGGCACUGCACGCCGACCCACGCGACCGUCUCGGCGCAUCCCUCACCCGUCACAGAGAUCGCCCAGGUGAUGACGGAAUUGCCGAGGGACGCAUGGCCCGCUUUGUCGACAGCCCCGUCACCCCAAGGCGUGACGACGCGAACACCAGGGCACAGCGAUGGGGUGGUGGAGACACCAACAAUGGUCGGAGGCAGCACACGUCGUUGAUGUAUCAGCCGGCUAGCCGUUCGCGAACCCCAGUAGCCACCGGCUACGACUCCUUCAUCACGGGAGACGAGCCCGACGUCGAGCAGCCGAGGACGAGCGGGGCUCCAGCAUCGCCGCUAUGGAUAGCCACGCCCCUGCGAGCACCAUCCACGCCUGCGUCGUCUUCGCCACCUCCGUCAGGUGGUUCUGAACACAGCGGUACGGCGUUGUUGCACACAACCCCAAGCCCUUUGCACUUCCAGGCGACCGUCGAGAGUGCCCCUCCUACCCCGUCCACGGGCCCACUGAAGGCAGGUCGAGAUGAGCCAGCAGUGACUUCACCUGAGGAGGAGCGAGAGGAGGAAAGAGCUGAAAAUCAGUUGGAAGAGGGUGGAGACACGAGGCAGGAGGGCAUGGGUGGCAACAUCACAGAACCCCCGGCGCUGGUGUACGUAGAGCCUGCUCCUGGGCAGUUGGAACGCGGAGUGCCACUGACUGGAUGGCUGUGUGAUCCUGCGUGGCUUCGGCAGAGGCUCAGGCACUUGACUAUGGGAAACACUGAAGGGAAUUAG
Messenger RNA from Diaporthe batatas, 2267 nucleotides. RefSeq lists its product as uncharacterized. The coding region runs from base 783 to 2267 and encodes 494 amino acids. Lineage: Eukaryota; Fungi; Ascomycota; Sordariomycetes; Diaporthales; Diaporthaceae. The record is from RefSeq and is a predicted model, not a curated record. The transcript is spliced from 2 exons.